Molecule: messenger RNA, 6241 nt
Organism: Babjeviella inositovora NRRL Y-12698
Lineage: Eukaryota; Fungi; Ascomycota; Pichiomycetes; Serinales
Gene: CYR1
Product: adenylate cyclase
Exons: 1
Coding region: 273-6080 (1935 amino acids)
Biological process (GO): intracellular signal transduction; cAMP biosynthetic process
Molecular function (GO): magnesium ion binding; adenylate cyclase activity; protein binding
Source: RefSeq, a predicted model, not a curated record
CAUCACCUUAUACACCCUUUCAUUACCUCAUCCAUCACCUUAUACACCCUUUCAUUACCUCAUCCAUCUUUCCAUCACUUCAUACCACUUGCAAACUUGCAAACCGAUUGGUAGAAUUGCAAACCUCCCCGCAAACCUACACUUUGCCCAACGUUUCUCUCAAAAUCUGCACCCCUCCUCUUAUCACACCCUCCAACUGUCAAUUAUACGGCAGCUAAUCCUGACUUUGAUUUUACUUACCAACUUAUAACCCUCUGUACGCCUCCUUUGCAAUGUCCAACCGCCCAACUUCUUCCAUUGUGGAGCAGCUCACGUCACCCAACACGUCGCCACCCAGCCGCAUAACCAACGAGGAUAACAUUGCAACCGUAACAGUAGACUUUUCCGGCUAUCAGAAUGCAGAAAACUCGGUUGUACCCCACUUCAACGACAAGUACACAGAACAGCCGACCACACCGGUCUUUGGCUCGUUCCCCCAAGGCCGUCAGGCGUCCGUGAUUGCGUCGCCCACCACCACCACCGCCACCAGUCCCGAUCCCGUGCGAAUGAGCAACUUGGGCGGUGUUCCAGACAACUACCGGGGGUUCCACGCCAAGCCACAUAUCACUGACACGUUCCAGAAGUUACCACCGAAGAAGCGCAGCUCCAUCUUGAGCAAGUUCCUUUAUGCCCGCAAAGACUCGGAAGCGGGCCCCAUUGAAAAUACUAGCAGUAACACCGGCAUCAACGACCCGAACCAGUUGAAACCCAGCGCCGUAUCGUCCAUUGCCAAGCGCUUGUCCAAGGCGCGGCACCUUUCGCUAGCCGAGGUACUGAGCCACUCAAUGGACGGCGCCAAAGGCCCCAGACAUGCGUCCAUCGGGCCGUUGAACGUGAACCGUGCGCAGCUGCAGGGGUUUUUACAGCCGGCUGCCCUGGAAAAGGCGAGGCCCGAGCUCUCGCACAAGCCCAAGUCGCUGCCCCUGUCCACACGCGAGGGUACGCCCACUCUCACAGACACCGGGUCACUGCAUGUGUUCCAGCUCGACACCAAUUUGAGCGAAAUGGCGGGUAUUGUCGGACCACCCGGGUCCAUCCCACGUGCGCCGAGUAGCGACUUCAAUCACCUCCGUAGCGAGGAUAACACCGCGGCGUUCCGCGUGAGUGCGCGCCACGGGUCCAAGGUGGAGGAGCUUGUUGUGGCGGAGCCGCAGUCGUCCGCCACGUUGUUAGCGAGCGGCUGGCUGGCGCCAGAAAGCUGGGACGUAAAGGCGGGCCUUGAUGGCGACAAGAGCCCUGCGAUACGCAAGGACAGUGCCACCAGCACCGGCUCCAGCGACUCGCAGACCCUUCAGUUCGACAGCCGGCGGCACGGGUCUUUCUCAUCGGCGCUCGGACCGUAUCUCGACGCGCCGGUGCAAGUUGUCUUCGGUAACCGACGCGCUAUCACGCCGACGUCGCCCACCACUGUAAACGGAGGGCCAUCCAUGACCAUGAGCCCGAUGGAUCUUCCAUUCAACCAGCUGCGCAAAAACUCGGACGUGCCGUCUCUGGGCUCCGAGAGCGGUCCUGGCAGUCGCAGGGGUGGCAGUGUCAGCAGCGCCACACCGUCGCAGUCUAUCACCAAGAAGAUCCCGACCGCCAGUACGGGCCAUGUGGCCACCUCCACCAAGAAACUCUCUCAGGUAGGGAACUACAUCAUUCGCGUGUUCCGUGAGGACAAUACGUUUGCCACUCUCUUGUGUUCGUUUGAUACGUGUGAGGCCGAGUUGUUGGCCAUGGCUGGGCGUAAGUUCUUCAUUCCGGAUAUUUCCAACUACUUGAUCGGGCUUCGCAUCGGGCGGCUCACCAAGGUGUUGGACCCCAACUCGCGUCCCGUCACCAUCCAGUCGCAGUUGCUACUCUUGUCGGGUUACUCAGAGCGCGACAACUUGCGCAUCAUUGGCCGGGAGGACUUAUCCUUUUUGUACAAGUUUGUGUUGGUGAAAAACGAGUUGCGCAAAUUGACGGACGAAGAGCACGACGUCAUCCGGCGUGAUCCCCUGUACGUAAACCUCCGCAACAUGAACCUUAAAACCAUCCCCAUCGUCUUGUACGACCACGCGUUCGAGCUCGAGUCUUUGGACGUGUCCAACAACGCCUCUAUGACCAUUCCCUUGGACUUCCUCCAGACCUGUGACAAGCUCAAGUCCGUGUCGUUCGUCAAUAAUCGCGCCGCCACGUUCCCCACCAACUUGCUCGAGAUCCGCACGCUCGCGCGCUUGGACUUGGAGCGCAACUUCAUACGCGAGGUGCCCGAGCGCAUCCACCUUCUCUCGUCGUUGACCACGCUCGAGCUCAAGUGUAACCGGUUGAGCGCCUUGCCGGACUCCAUUGCGCAGUUAAAGAACCUCAAGACGUUGAACUUGUCUUCUAACAAUUUCAGCGUAUUCCCCGAGCCGAUCACCAAACUCCCCAAACUCUUGCAGUUGGACUUGUCCUACAACUCGCUCACCCACUUGCCGGAUUCCAUUGCCGGGUUGACCAAGUUGGAGAAGUUAGAUCUCUCCACCAACAGUUUGAGCCACGGCUUGCCCCUGGCAUUCAAAAGCUUGGUCUCAUUACAGAGCUUGAACAUCAAGUACAACAAGUUGAGCAACAUCGACGUGUUGGGCUCGUUGCCCAAGUUGGAGGUCUUGUAUAGCACCAAAAACAAGGUCAGUCAGUUCUCCGAUCGUAUGGACAAGCUUCGGAUGUUCCAUCUCGACCGCAACCCCAUCACCGACCUCCAGUUUGAGAACGUGUUGCCAUCAUUGGCCGUCUUGAACUUGUCUGGCGCCAAGAUCACGUCGUUGCCGGUUGAGUUCAUUGCCAAGAUUCCCAACAUUGAAAAAUUGGUGUUGGACAAGAACCAUUUGGUCAGCAUGCCGUCGGAGAUUGGCCGGUUGUCCAAGUUGGUGUACCUCUCAUGCUACGCUAACAACUUGGAGUCCAUCCCGGCGGAGAUCGGCGGCUUGACUUCGCUCCAGUACUUGGACUUGCACUCCAAUAACCUCCAGGCGUUGCCCGAGAGCAUCUGGCAGUUGUCCUCGUUGUACAUUCUCAAUCUCUCCUCCAACUCUUUGGACUCGUUCCCGAGACCGACACCGGUGAUGGGCCGCGCCCACUCUGCCGUAUCCCUAGCCCAAAUGAAGGCUUCGUUCAGCGACUUGUCGGCCCGCAGGCUGUCGGACUGGUCGCAGUCGUCCACCUUAGCGGGCCCGAACAGUAGCAGACGGAACUCAGCAGCAGCUCCUCUUACCGCUCUCAGCAAGAAAAAGGGCAGCAUAUCAUCCGCCAGUGAUGAGCGGUCGUCCUGGACGAACGACCAGCAACAGACCCUUGCUGAGUCGUUACUCGUGCUCAAGAUGGGUGACAACAACUUGUCAGAUGAAAUUUUUGAGAGUGUCUCGCUCUUGACCGAGUUGAAGACGUUGGAUUUGUCGUACAAUGAGCUUAUCGAGAUUCCGAACGGCGCCCUCCGCCGCAUGAGCAAGCUCACUAACUUGUAUCUCUCCGGGAACGAGCUUGCGAGUCUCCCGGCCGACGACUUUGAAUACUUGAAGGCGUUAAAGACCUUGCACUUGAAUGGGAACAAGCUUCACGCUCUCCCGGCCGAACUCGGUAAGAUCAAGCACUUGCAGGUGCUUGACGUGGGGUCCAACCACUUGAAGUACAACAUUUCCAACUGGCCGUACGACUGGAAUUGGCACUGGAACUUGGAUCUCAAGUAUUUGAACUUUUCCGGUAACAAGCGGUUGGAAAUCCGCCAGAGCCAUCUGAAUUCCAGAUACGGCGAGAGCAACGAGAACUUGGACGACUUUACAGUGUUGAAGAAGCUCCGGAUUUUGGGGUUGGUUGACGUCACCGUCACCACUCCCUUGGUUCCCGACGAGAGUUAUGACCUUCGUGUGCGUACAACAGCGACAGAGUUCGGUAACAUUGGUUACGGGAUUGCGGACACUCUUGGUUCCAGGGACAAUGUCUCUACCCGUGACCUCUUGAUUGAGAGGUUCAGAGGUAAUGACGAUGAAAUCUUGGUUGCGAUCUACGACGGUAAGAACGACAGUCCGAAAUCUGGUCACAAGAUCGCUAAGCUCAUCCAGGAAACGUUCUCCACGAUCUUGGCCGAUGAAUUAGGUAAGGUCAAGAGCACUGAGACCAUCCCCGAUGGUAUUCGCCGUGCCUUCUUGAGAACUAACAAGGAGAUUAACACAUUGGUGAUGCUGAGGUCCGAGGAUGGGUUUGUCAACUCGGUGCUCGCCCACCAAUCCUCCACCUCCACUGUUAUCGAUGAAAAGGACGUGUUUACCGGCUGCUGUAUGACGGUUGCGUUCAUUAAAGACAAAAAGCUUUAUACUGCCAAUAUCGGUGACACCAUGGCGUUGCUCGCCCGAGGUAAUGGUGAAUACGUGACCUUGGCCGUGAAACACGACCCCACUAAGCGCCACGAGUUUGAGAGGAUCAGAGCCGGGGGUGGAUAUGUAUCCAGUAACGGUAUGGUGGACGGUGUGGUGGAUGUGUCCCGGGCGAUUGGCUUUGUUGACUUGUUGCCGCAUAUCCAUGCUGGCCCUGACAUCAGUGAGGUGGACAUCACAUAUACCGACGAGUCGAUUAUCAUUGCCACCAAGAGCUUGUGGGACCAUAUUGCGUACGAAGUGGCUGUGGAUAUCAUCCGGAGAGAGAAGGAUGCCAUGCUCGCGGCUCAAAAGUUGAGAGAUUACGCCAUUUCCUACGGUUCAAACGAAAAGAUUACCGUUAUUGUGAUUUCUUUGGGGAAGCAGAAGACCAAGUCCUCGUUAAGUGCAAUUUCCUCUACGUUCAACGAAGAGGAGCUUUUGAUGACCAAGAAGAGAAGGGACAGAUCCGUGUUCCCAGAGGACUCCACCCUCAGACGGUUAGAGGAGGAGAUUCCGCCGCCGAUGGGCGAACUCGCAUUGGUGUUUACCGAUAUCAAGAACUCCACCACGUUAUGGGACACUGUUCCUAUCGCGAUGCGUUCUGCCAUCAAGAUCCACAAUAAGGUUAUGCGUCGUCAGUUGCGGAUUGUGGGUGGGUACGAAGUAAAAACCGAGGGUGACGCGUUUAUGGUUUCCUUCCCGACCCCUUCCUCUGCCUUGUUGUGGUGUCUCAAUGUGCAGUUGCAGCUCUUGCGGGAGGACUGGCCGGCGGAGAUCUUGAGUUCCAGCGAGGGUCAUGAGGUGACUGACGCUGAAGGAAACGUGAUCUACAGAGGUAUAUCGGUGCGUAUGGGGGCCCAUUGGGGGUCUCCAGUGUGUGAGCGUGAUAUCAUCACUCGACGCAUGGACUACUUUGGCCCGAUGGUUAAUCGUGCGUCGCGUGUUUCUGCCACUGCCGACGGUGGGCAGAUUACCCUUAGUACAGACUUCUUUAACGAGUGGAAGAAGAUCUACGCCGCCCAUAAGAAGCUUGAAAAAGAGCACUUGUCAUACGGGGAGGCUUAUGGGGAUGACGCCUUUGGCGAGCUUCUUGACCGCGAAGCUGCGGCGAUCGAGACGAUUGGUUAUAAGUUUGAAGAGUUGGGAGAGAAAAAGUUGAAGGGGCUUGAAACACCCGAGUUUAUCCAUAUGAUCUAUCCCGAGAAGUUGAUAGGGCGGUUCUCAUUCAACGACGAUGAUCUCCAACAGAGUGUUAUUCAACGCAACAUGGAGGGAUUCUUCAACCCGGAGUUUACUAAUUCUUUACGUUCGACUUCGCUUCGUUUGGAAGCAAUAAGCGCGAGCAUCCAUGAUCCGUCGCAGGAAUACAAGAAGCAGAGUACUUUCAGUUCUUACACCAAUGAAGUCAUCAAGAAGCGGAUGCCCGGAAUUGACACCAUUACCUUCUUGAACCAUGUGAUUACCAGAAUCGAAAAUUCCGUCGCGUUGUUGCAGUUGCGCCAAUCAGUCAACCAGGCAAUGCAUGGGACUGGCUUACUCCAAGCGCCCAACUCCAGCAGUGAUGUGUUUGAUCUUGUUGACCAGCUUGGUGCUAUUUUACAGCUUGCCAACAAAGCAAACGUUUUGCCUGUUCCUAUUGGGAACCAACGAGAUAAAAAGGUGGAUGAACUAGACGAGUCUUAAAUAGCUCAAAAAAAAGUAUUUAUGUAACGGCUUGUAAGAUAGGGCUGUUAAACAUGGCCUGGUGAGAUAUUGGUAUCAUGCACUGAUUUCUGUCCGCGUGGAAGCAUGACUGAGCAAUGAGAGGUAUUUAGAAUCGUUUAUAUAACUAUUUUGAUCUGUGA